GAGCGGCAGUGGCAGUGGCGAGAGAGGGAGGGGCAGCGGAGGCAGGGCCGGGGGGAGCACGGGCACAGCUGCUGGAGCGGCUAGAAGCGUUCAGGGAGGAGCGGCGGCUGGGGCGAGUGCUGCAGGCGAUGAGGGAGCGAGUGACGGCUGCGAGAGAGCUCAACGCGGUUCUCUCCUCCCUCGUUACAAGCACACUCCCCACUAUCAGGUCUUCCGAAACCACUGCUGUUUCCUACUCUGGGCCCUGGCCAGAAGAUUCCGGGUACCUUCCCCAGUGCUCCAUUGUGAGCUGGCAGCUUCUCAUUGGCCCGCUGGGGUUCCCAAAUGCCACGUGUAGAAACCAGAUCGGGGGAAAGGCUGAGGAAGGGGACUUGGCAAGUGGGAAGGGGGGGGAGAAAAGAGGAAAGGAGAGGCGAGGGGAGGGGAGGAGCGAGAGGGAGGGGGAGAAGGAAAGGAGUGACAGGAAAGGAGAUGAGAGGAAAGGGGAUGAGAGGAAAGGGGAUGAGAGGAAAGGGGAUGAGAGGAAAGGGGAUGAGAGGAAAGGAGACGAGAGGAAAGGUGAUGAGAAGAAGGGGGAGAAGGGAUCAGGGGAGGAAGGAUCGUCUCGCGGCAGAGGAGAAGGCACAGGAGGAGGGAAAGGUAGAGACGUCGCUGUGGGAAGCAAGCAGGGGAUCGGUGGACUCUUUGUUGGUGGCUUGGCACGAGAGGGCGGCUUGGUGGUUGGUGGUUUGGGAGGAGGAGAGGGUGGUUUGGAAGGGGAGGGUGGUUUUUCGGCUGGUCUUUUGCUCUCUAGGGCACUGGUGGUUGCACAGAGGAGACUGGGGGGACUGGCAGGGGUGCAACCCAACCUCCCCUCCUCCACUGCUCAAGUCACACUCUCUCCAUCUGCUUCAUCCCCCUCCUCGCAUGCCUCCUCCCAUGCCUCCUUACUGCUGGAUGGGCUGUUCUCUCUCGAGUCCGAGGCCAUCGCAGGACUCAACAACUUCAAUGCCGACUCUGUUGCCGCUGUCGUCUCCGCUGCUGAGAAGGGAGGGGCCACGGUAGUCGACAUUGCCUGCGAUGCAGAUCUCGUUCGCCUCGCCCGCUCCCUCGCCUCUCUCCCUAUCUGCGUGUCGGCAGUCGAGCCGGAGAAGUUCGUCGAGGCAGUUGCUGCUGGCGCGCACAUGAUCGAGAUUGGCAACUUCGAUUCGUUCUACCCUGACGGCCGGGAGUUCACCGCAGAGGAGGUGCUUGACUUGACUCGUCGCACUCGCCAGCUGCUCCCCUCCAUCGCCCUCUCCGUCACCGUUCCCCACACUCUGCCUCUGCCCGAACAGGUCGCUCUGGCGGAGGCUCUGCAAGAGUGCGGCGCUGACGUCAUCCAGACUGAGGGCGGAACCAGCUCAGCAGCUUCCUCUGCUGGCGUUCAAGGGCUGGUGGAGAAGGCCACCCCCACAAUCGCAGCUACCUACUCUAUUGCCCGUGCUGUCACCAUUCCAGUCAUGUGUGCCUCUGGCCUCAGCGCUGUUACUGUUCCUCUUGCCUUCGCUGCUGGUGCCUCUGGAGUGGGUGUUGGGUCUGCCAUCAACCGCCUGAAUGAGCCGAUUGCGAUGGUGGCAGCGGUGUGUGAAAUUGCGGAUGCGGUGAAUAGCCAAGUCACUGGGAAGAAGGCAGCUGUCAGUGGUGCUAACAAUUGA
This is a messenger RNA of Closterium sp. Naga37s-1, 1676 nucleotides long. The record is from the annotation of a GenBank genome assembly. Lineage: Eukaryota; Viridiplantae; Streptophyta; Zygnematophyceae; Desmidiales; Closteriaceae.